AUGUCAAAACGAUUGUCAGUGUCAAAUCUUUUUGCUUUGCUGUCAGUAGAGUCGUACUGAGAGAUAUAUUAUAAGUAGGUAGUCGUUAACAACAGAAAAAAUUAAAAUGUCAGGAUUUGGUGAUAACUUUGGAACUAACGAAGAAGAUCCAGCUGCAGAAUUUUUAGCAAGGGAACAAGAUGAAUUAGCAGGUCUUGAAGAUGAAGUAAAGCCAGCUGCAAUUAUUGCUCCUGUUCUAAAUGGUGAUGAUCCAACCAAUUCUGCAAGCAGUUUUGAGAUGGUAGAGAACAGUGAACCAGAUGGUCUAGGCGAACCAAAAUUUAAUGAUAUCCAAGCUGAUUUUGAUCCUGUAAGAGAAUAUAGAGAGAGAGGAGUAUCCCCAACACCCAUUAGACAAGAAGACAGGAUUGAGCCAGAAAAGAUCAGAAUUUGGAGAGAAGAACAAAUCAAGAGGUUGGAAGAAAAAGAUAAAGAAGAAGAGCGAAAGAAACAGGAGUUGAGAGAGAUUGCAAAAAAAGAAUUAGAGGACUGGUAUAGAAAUCAUGAAGAAGCUAUUGCGAAAACAAAAGCUGCCAAUAGGAAUGCCGAAAAACAGUUUGUGGCCGAAGAUGAUGAAUUAGAACCCGGUACAGAAUGGGAAAGAAUUGCAAAAUUGUGUGAUUUUAAUCCUAAAGCUAAACAAGGAAGCAAAGAUAUUUCUCGAAUGCGUUCUAUAGUUUUACAAAUGAAACAGAAUCCUAUUCCGAUUAAGAAUAAAGCUUGAAUAUGUAAAUAAACGUAAUUCUAUAAUUCAAUUUCAAAAAUUCAAGAAGUUGUAUUGAAAUUAACAAAUAUAAGUUAUUACUUUUGAAUUUUAUAUGUACUAAUGCAAUUGUUAGAAUUAAUAUGAAUUUAAGAACAAUAAUUUAUGUAUAUCUUGAUUAAUUUAUAUGUGUUUUAAUGCAUUCUCACUUAUCUUAUAAAUGCUAUGAGGGUUAGAUUAUAUUAAGUUUUAUUCUGAAUCCGUCGCCCUUAAACUUAAGUUAUCUAUAUAUAAAAUAGAAUGGAUUGUCUAAGUAAUAGUAUGUCUUAUAGUGUAAUAAACUGUUUAAAAGUUAAAAGGAUACAUUUCAAUAUAUUAGUUGUAUUGUCUUAUGUCACCAAAUAUAUAUUCUAAUACCA
Molecule: messenger RNA, 1161 nt
Organism: Diorhabda carinulata
Lineage: Eukaryota; Metazoa; Arthropoda; Insecta; Coleoptera; Chrysomelidae
Gene: Clc
Product: clathrin light chain
Exons: 6
Coding region: 107-763 (218 amino acids)
Biological process (GO): intracellular protein transport; clathrin coat assembly; clathrin-dependent endocytosis
Cellular component (GO): plasma membrane; clathrin coat of trans-Golgi network vesicle; synaptic vesicle membrane
Molecular function (GO): clathrin heavy chain binding; structural molecule activity
Source: RefSeq, a predicted model, not a curated record